AAAUAUUUGCUGAUUGAGGGGAGACUGUGACUGAGCAGUAUCGACAUUUUCGGAUUUACCAAGAAGUCUGGACAGUCAAUAGGUCAAUAGGAAAGUGUCCCGUUCACUUCUGAUCCGUGGUGUUUGAUAAGUGGUAGAACUAUGGAGUAUCCUCUGGUGUGGGUUCUCAUCCUGGUGCUGCUCAACUUCACUACAGAUGUCUCUGGCCAGGUGGUGGUUCCCUCGAAGAACCCCUUAGCUGUGGGCAGUAAUGUCACCCUGAACCUAGUUCCUCAAAGCCCCAUCAACAUAGGGACCUGGUCAUAUGAAACUACAAUCAUCGUCCUUUUCUAUCCUGUUGGCAGUAUUGUGAGUACAAGUUAUCGAGGCAGAGUCUUAUUCAACCGUUCCUCCUCAGAGCUGUCCAUAAGCUCUCUCCAACUCAACGACUCAGGACGAUAUACCGUGCAGGGAAUGGAGCCAGUCCUGUAUGCUGUGGUGACUUUGUCUGUCCAGGAGCCCAUUUCAAACGUGAUUCUAAGGGCCAACGCCACUGAUCUAGUGGAAUUGAACGACACUGCCAUUUUCACCUGCUCUGUCUCGUCUGGCACCUCCCUCUCCUACCGCUGGCUGAAUGGCAGCUCAGAGGUCACAGCUAGUGACAGAGUUCGGCUUGGUGGUGGGAACAGCACUCUCACCAUAAUCAGUGUGACACGAUACGAUGAAGGGCCGUUCAGAUGUGAGGUCAUCAAUGGAAUCAGCAACGGCACCAGCCAGCCAAUUGGCCUCAAUGUUAGAUAUGGCCCAAGUAACCUCACCAUGAUGGUAGUUCCUGAGAUGACCAUAGGACAUACAGCCUACAAGACGGGCUCUGACAUCACUCUGUCCUGCUCCGCUCAGUCCAAACCCGCUGAGUCCUACAAGUGGAGGUUUAAUGGGAUGUUCCUCAACGAGCAAAGCCCACAGCUCAGCCUGCAGAACACCAGAGAGAACCAGACAGGAAGUUACGCCUGCCUAGCCUACAACAAUGUCACACUCAGAUACGCCACCAUGAGCACAAUGAUAAAGGUUGUGGAGCCGAUAUCAGCGGUUUCGUUGAACCGUGAUGGGAAGCCACCAAUACUGGAUCAGUCGUUCACUCUGCGGUGUGAGGUGACUGGACCUGUAGACUACAUUCACUGGUUGAUGAAUGGCCAGCUCAUCUCCCUAAAUAACAGAACAUUCUUCUCUACCGACAACAACACAAUGGUUAUCAACCCAAUCCAGUUUUCUGACAAUGGAGAAUAUCUCUGUGAGGCCUUUAAUGCUGUUAGCAACCUGACCAGCAUGACAUACAAGCUUGUGGUGAACUUUGGACCAGAGAGACCUGCUGUAACUAGUCCGGAUAUAGCAAUGACAGGACACAGCGUGACCUUCAACUGCUCAGCCUCCUCUCAGCCUCCCAGUCAGUUCAGCUGGUUCUUCAAUGGCUCCCAGGUGGCAACUGGCUCAGUGUAUGAGACUGGAGCACUGAUCUUAGCCAGUAAUGGAGAGUACACCUGUGUGGCCUUCAACAACGUCACUGGCAGAAACAGAACUGUCUCCAAGAUGCUCAUUGUUGUUGAACCAGUCACCAUGGCCAUGGUGAAAGCAAUGGGAUCCCAGCCAAUUCUGAACCAGACAUUCUCUCUGACCUGUGGCACCGCUGGAACGGUUUACUCCAUUCAGUGGAUGAGGAACGGCUGGCCUCUGUAUGCUGACAACAGAACAGACUUCUCUAUGAACAACAAUACACUGACAUUCAACUCUGUCCAGCAUUCUGACAACGGAGACUAUCAGUGUUCUGCCUCCAACCCCCUCAGCAACAUGACCAGCCCAGAAUACAGACUGAUCGUCAACUAUGGUCCAGAGAGACCUGUUAUCAUGAGUCCGGAUAUAGCAAUGACAGGACACAGCGUGACCUUCAACUGCUCAGCUUCCUCUCAGCCUCCCAGCCAGUUCAGCUGGUUCUUCAAUGGAUCCCAGGUGGCAACUGGCUCAGUUUAUGAGAUGGGCCCACUGACCUUAGCCUGUCAUGGGGAAUACACCUGUGUGGCCUUUAACAACAUCACUGUCAGAAACAGCACUGUCUCCAAGAUACUCACUGUCGUUGCACCUGUGACCAUGACCAUUGUGAAAGUAAUUGGAGCCCAGCCAAUACUGAACGAGAGAUUCUCUCUGACCUGUGGCACCGCUGGAACGGUUUACUCCAUUCAGUGGAUGAGGAACGGCUGGCCUCUGUAUGCUGACAACAGAACAGACUUCUCUAUGAACAACAAUACACUGACAUUCAACUCUGUCCAGCAUUCUGACAACGGAGACUAUCAGUGUUCUGCCUCCAAUCCCCUCAGCAACAUGACCAGCCCAGAAUACAGACUGAUCGUCAACUAUGGACCAGAGAUGCCUGUUAUAACGGGACCAGCAUUAGGAGAAAUGGGACACAACUUGACCUUAAACUGCUUGGCCUCCUCUCAGCCUCUCAGCCAGUUCAGCUGGUUCUUCAAUGGCUCCCAGGUGGCGACUGGCUCAGUGUAUGAGAUGGGCCCUCUGACUUUUGCCAGUCAAGGGGAAUACACCUGUGUGGCCUUCAACAACAUCACUGGCAGAAACAGCACUGCUUCCAAGAUGCUCACCGUCAUUGAGGCUAUAAAGUCAGUGAUGGUGAAACGAAACAAAAUACCAAUAUCAUCUGACAACCUAACCCUGACCUGUGAUGUCACCGGGCGCUAUGACACCAUCUACUGGAUGAAGGACAACCUGUCUCUGGUCCUGAACAACACCUUGAACUCUGACAUAACCAUCUCUAACAACUCUCUGCACUUCAGUCCAGUCAAAGUGUCUAACGAUGGAAACUAUCAGUGCGUUGCCACCAACCUCCUUCGACCACACACCAGCCCUAAAUACCAGCUACUGGUGAACUAUGGCCCCCUGAGUGUGAACAUCUCUGGCCCAGUCUCAGUGGUGGUUGGCUCAGUAAUCACAGUCACGCUGAAGUGCUCUGCUGACUCCCGGCCAACCAGUGAUUACGGGUGGAUAUUCAACAACCAAUCAGUGCUAGGGACUGGCCCUUUGAUGGCUGUUAUCGCCUCCUUGGAGAAUGCAGGGGACUACACUUGUGUGGCCAAGAACCCUGUGACCAACAUCUCUAUGUCCAAGACCAUUAGUCUGGAUGUCACUGGCCACUCGCCUGCCCCUCCAUUCCUGUCCAGAGUUGGUCUGAUGCUGAUGGCCCUGCUAGCCCUCUCUCUCUGCCUAUGAUCAACCACUGAGACCACCACAGUAAGCACACUGCAUGUCUGUCUGCUGGCUGGGAGCCAAUCACUCCCUUCCCUCUACCUUCACUGACUCCCCUCACUGAUCUGAAAAAGGACUGGAUAGAAAUAAGUGGUUUUGUUUAUAUUGUACUUGCCCCAUCUUGCCACUAUAGGGCUGGGUUUAGUAUGCCCAGCUCCUUUCCAAUGCUUUUACAUUGUGAGGAGAGAGAACAAGAGGUCAGGUGGGAGGGGUCUAUCCCCUUAGAAUAGAACCCACCUCGACAGUGUGUUCUCUAUUCUCAUCUCUAUAAAUAAAAACAAAAAUCUUGAAAACUGGUCUUCAACAUGAUAAAUGAAAGGGCAAACAUCCAUUGCUCAGCAGCACUGCCUAGUUCUGUUUCUAAAAGUUCUUAGAUAUUUACUGCCCUUGUGACUGUGACUGUUGCCCUGGAGUCCAUUCACUGAGUCCCUUUCUGUGUUGUUCUGUGUUUGAUCAUGUAUGUAAACUCUGUUAUUUAAGUACAAAUUCAGGUUUAAUUAACUUGUAAAUACCUUAAAGGUAAAACAUUUCAAUUGAUAGUACAGUUAACUGGUGUUUAUGUAAAAUAUGACUUGUUUUUGCAUAAGCUUGUAAAUUCUCGGAGGAGACGCAGGCUUGUGGUGUUGUCUUAUGUUUAUAUUUCCUCGUCAUUAAUUAUUGUCUUAAAUAAAAUGUUGUCUUUUCACACCUGUCCUACUGAA
Messenger RNA from Oncorhynchus masou masou (cherry salmon), 3992 nucleotides. RefSeq names its product carcinoembryonic antigen-related cell adhesion molecule 5-like. Lineage: Eukaryota; Metazoa; Chordata; Actinopteri; Salmoniformes; Salmonidae. The record is from RefSeq and is a predicted model, not a curated record. The transcript is spliced from 13 exons. Bases 142 to 3255 code for a protein of 1037 amino acids.